CGCAGAGCGGCCGGUCGCGCGGCGGCGGGUGGCAGGAGCGCAGGGGCGCGAGCCCGUCCACCAGCCUUCUCGGCGACCGCGCCACAGGAGCGUGCGCAACUCGGACGCGGGGACCCGGGUCGGGCCCCAAGAUGCCGGCGAUCGCGGUGCUCGCGGCGGCCGCCGCGGCGUGGUGCUUCCUCCAGGUCGAGAGCCGGCACCUGGACGCGCUCGCCGGAGGCGCGGGCCCGCACAACGGCAAUUUCCUGGACAAUGACCAGUGGCUAAGCACAGUCUCCCAGUACGACCGGGACAGGUACUGGAACCGCUUUCGAGACGAAGUUGAGGAUGAUUAUUUCAGAAACUGGAAUCCCAACAAGCCUUUUGACCAAGCUCUGGACCCAUCCAAAGACCCCUGCCUGAAGGUGAAAUGCAGCCCUCACAAGGUGUGUGUGACCCAGGACUACCAGACUGCCCUGUGUGUCAGCCGCAAGCACCUGCUCCCCAGGCAAAAGAAGGGGAACGUGGCCCACAAGCACUGGGUCGGACCUUCGAAUCUGGUCAAGUGCAAGCCCUGUCCCACGGCACAGUCGGCCAUGGUCUGCGGCUCCGACGGUCACACCUAUACAUCCCAGUGCAAGUUGGAGUUCCAUGCUUGUUCUACUGGCAAAAGUCUCACCACCCUCUGCGAUGGGCCCUGCCCAUGUCUCCCGGAGCCUGAGCCACCAAAACACAAGGCAGAAAAGAAUGCGUGCACGGACAAGGAGUUGAGGAACCUUGCUUCCCGGCUUAAAGACUGGUUUGGAGCCCUUCACGAGGAUGCAAACAGGGUCAUCAAGCCUACCAGCUCCGACACAGCCCAAGGCAGGUUUGACACCAGCAUCCUGCCCAUCUGCAAGGACUCCCUGGGCUGGAUGUUCAACAAGUUGGACAUGAACUACGACCUCCUACUUGACCACUCAGAGAUCAACGCCAUCUACCUGGAUAAGUACGAGCCCUGUAUCAAGCCUCUCUUCAAUUCUUGUGACUCCUUCAAGGAUGGCAAGCUCUCCAACAAUGAGUGGUGCUACUGCUUCCAGAAGCCUGGAGGUCUCCCUUGCCAGAAUGAAAUGAACAGGAUUCAGAAGUUGAGCAAGGGGAAAAGCCUUUUGGGAACAUUCAUACCUCGGUGUAAUGAAGAGGGCUAUUACAAAGCCACGCAGUGCCACGGCAGCGCAGGGCAGUGCUGGUGUGUGGAUAAAUACGGGAACGAGCUUGCUGGCUCCAGGAAACAGGGCGCUGUGAGCUGCGAAGAGGAGCAGGAAACUUCAGGGGAUUUUGGCAGUGGCGGCUCUGUGGUCCUGCUGGAUGACCUAGAGGAUGAACGGGAGCUGGGACCAAAGGACACAUUGGGGAAGCUGCGGGUGCACACCCGGGCAGUGACGGAGGAUGACGAAGACGAGGACGAUGACAAAGAGGAUGAGGUCGGGUACAUCUGGUAGUCCCCACAAAGAGGAGGACAAGAGGUUUGCACAAAAUUGCAAGUCACUUCCUGUUCCUGCAUUUGUAUCUGAGACUCCACAGCACACGGCCUCUUCUCCAUUGUUGCCCUCUCUACCCAACCUAAGGUUUGGAAGACAACUCCUUGUCCCCGGAGCAUUCUGAUUUUGUGUCCGGCGUGUGGGAAGAAGGGUGUUGUUUUGUUUUUUAGACAGGGGGCUGGCUGGCUGAAUUACAGCCUCCUUCCCUCCCGUGAGUUUUUUGCAACAAGCAUGUGAUUUAUGUGGGAUUCUGAGCGUGCAGGGAGCCCCCACCCUCUAAACGUCAAAGACCCUUUUCGACCACCCACACCGGUGGUUAGUACAGCAUGGUUCACAGC
Molecule: messenger RNA, 1837 nt
Organism: Hippopotamus amphibius kiboko
Lineage: Eukaryota; Metazoa; Chordata; Mammalia; Artiodactyla; Hippopotamidae
Gene: SPOCK1
Product: SPARC (osteonectin), cwcv and kazal like domains proteoglycan 1
Exons: 12
Coding region: 132-1460 (442 amino acids)
Molecular function (GO): calcium ion binding; protein binding
Source: RefSeq, a predicted model, not a curated record